UGGGCACCACUGCUUCAAGCCCUAAUACCAGCGCACCAGCCUCGUCCGCAGAAAGCACAAAAAAAAAAAUUUCAUCAGACGCUAAUCAGAGUCGUAGAAGCAAGUAAAAGUUAGUCUUUCUUCCGUAAAAUUUCCAGAUCUGUUUCCUUUUGCUUCAGCAGUAUUCCAGUCUGUGUCCAUCCAUCUGAGUGAUUUUUCCUGUUGAAAAUGACCAGAAAAAGGGGAAAGAAGCAGAAUGAAAAACCUGAUGAAAGUGCUCGUGAGGGUGAAACAAGAGGACCUGAAGUUACCCAAGCUAUGGAGCAACUUACUCUAGGCCCACAAACUGUGCAGCAACAUCCAGCUGAACAUUCAGGGGUGCAGCAGCGUCCUGCCGGACCUCCAGGCGUGCAACAGCGUCCUGCUGGACCUCCAGGUCUACAGCAACGUCCUGUCGGACCUCCAGGGCUACAGCAGCGUCCCGCUGGACCUCUAGGGUUACAGCAGCGUCCCGCUGGACCUCCAGGCCUACAGCAACGUCCUUUCGGACCUCCAGGGCUACAGCAGCCUUCUGCCGGACUUCCAAGCAUGCAGCAGCAAGCAGUUGGGUUUCAAGGCGUCCAGGAACAUCCUACUGGGGGCCAAGGCAUUCAACAGGAACGUCCUGCUGGACCUCCGGGCAUGCAGCAACGUCCUCCUGGACCACAAGGCAUGCAGCAACGUCCUCCUGGACCACAAGGCAUGCAGCAACGUCCUCCUGGACCACAAGGCAUGCAGCAACGUCCUCCUGGACCACAAGGCAUGCAGCAACGUCCUCCUGGACCACAAGGCAUGCAGCAACGUCCCGCUGGACCCCAAGGCAUGCAGCAGCGUCCUGCCGGACCACAAAGCAUGCAACAGCGUCCAGCUGUACCCCAAGAUAUGCAACAGCGUCCAGCCGGACCACAGGGCAUGCAGCAACGUCCUGCUGGACCGCAAGUCGCGCAACAGCGUCCAGCUGUACCCCAAGAUAUGCAACAGCGUCCAGCCGGACCACAAGGCAUGCAGCAACGUCCUGCUGGACCGCAAGUCGCGCAACAACGCCCUGCUGGACCACAAACUGCGCAGGAACGCCCUGCUGGACCGCAGGCCACACAGCAACGUCCUGCUGGACCGCAAGUCGCGCAACAACGCCGUGCCGGACCAUCAGCUGUGCAACAGCCUGUUGUUCCUCAAACUCAGAUAAGCCGGCCAAUGGCUCAAGGUGGUGCCCUUCGUCCUCCUCCCCGCCAAGCUGCCGGUGGUGUGGGAACCCUAGGCCGCCCGAUUCCUCUUUCUGCAAAUCAUUUUGCGAUUAAUAUGAGAAAGCAAAUACUUUACCAUUAUGACGUUGAUGUCAAACCUCUACCGUCAAAGACACUAUUCAGGAAGGUCGUUGAACAGUUUUUGGGAAGCGAUGCGCGGUUUAAAAAUAUUCGCCCUGUCUUUGAUUCCAAGAAGAAUAUCUACACUGCUUGUCGAGUGCCUGGCCUGGAUUCCAAGUUGGAAAUCAAAUUCGAAUUUCAAGAAAUGGACCGAGAUCCACCCAGGAUCAACGAAUUCACCAUAUAUUUGCAGCCCACUGGAGAGGUAGAAAUAGACCUAUCGGCACUGGCGAGUUAUUGUCAAUCUGGUUCGUCUGUUGAUAUCCCGCUCCGUCCCAUUCAAGCGUUAGAUAUUGCCAUGAAAUAUGGUGCUGCCCAGCGACCCACGAAAGUGAUGCUCGGUAGUUGCUUACUAAGUAAACCAACUGGAAGACCACAAGAACUUGGUGGAGGAGUAGAAGUCUGGUUUGGUCAUUUCCAAUCCUUGCGCCUUGGUUGGAAACCUUUCCUUAAUGUAGAUGCGACUCAACGUGCGUUCCUGAAAUCGGGUAAAGUACAUCUGAUAAUGGCAGAGAUGUUCAAUACUAGGCCUGGAGAAGAAUUAUACGAUCGUGACUACAUGGAUUUCAGCAAGAAAAUUGCUACAUUGAAGGUUUCCUAUAACCGCGGUCAAUACAUUGCCACUGUCGGAUGCAAUGGCAUUAAAGGUUCCGCCAGCACUGAAAAAUUUGAAUGCGAUGGCCAGCAAGUUACAGUGCAACAAUAUUUCGAGAGAAAACUUAAUAUGAAGUUGCAGUAUCCUCAUCUGCCGUGCGUGUGGGUGGGAAGCCGAGAAAAGAGAAAUCUGGUUCCGAUGGAGUUGUGCUUGAUAGCCGAAGGCCAGGAAUAUCGACGUAAGUUGACUGAUUUUCAAACAUCGGCCAUGAUAAAAGUUGCAGCAACACCCGCCGAUGUUCGCAAAAAGAAAAUCCUCGAUAGCGUUCGUAGUAUGGAAUUCGACCGGGAUCAAUAUGCUCAACAUUUCGGCAUUUCUGUCGACAGCCAAAUGGCAAAAAUUCAAGGGCGAGUGCUACCAACACCGAAGCUUGUCUAUGGAGAUAAAGAAUCUACUCCUAUAAUGCCUAGGGAUGGUGUUUGGAAUAUGAGAAACAUGAAAUUUAUAGAAGCCAAGUCAAUGAAUGCCUACGGUAUAUUGAAUAUUACAAGAUGUCAAGAUCGUGACAUAGAAACUUUCGUUAUGGCAUUGACUAGAGCUGGCCGGGAAAUGGGCAUGACCAUGGGUAACCCGCUGUUCAACAGGCCUUGUAGUCUUGCCAACUUGGAGAAAACAAUGAAAGAGGCAAAACAAAAAUUCCCGCAACUUCAAAUAAUUUUUGUCAUCAUUAACCGCAAAGGAGACCCUGCGUAUGAAAUUGUCAAACGUGUUGGGGAUUUGGAUAUCAAAAUCACAACACAAUGCAUUCAGCAAAAAAACGUUCAAGGCAGAAAUGGCCCAGAUCCAUCAACGAUGGCGAACAUUUGUUUGAAGCUCAAUGCUAAGUUAGGAGGAAUCAACAAUUUGAUUGCACGUGAUUUUCGCCCCAAGGUUCUGUUGGAACAACAAGUCAUCAUCAUGGGAGCGGAUGUCACUCAUCCCGGUGCAGACCAACAAGAUUCCGGUAAACCUUCAAUUGCUGCUGUGGUAGGGAGCGUAGAUCCCCGUGCCUCUCAGUAUUGCUGUGAGAUAAGAAUUCAAAAAUCGAAACAAGAGUAUAUCGAAGAUAUGGAAAACAUGGUUUACAAUUUGCUGCGCAAAUUCAACAGAGUAGCUGGAACAACGUCCACAGGAAAGCCUCAACGCAUAAUUUUCUACCGCGAUGGCGUGAGCGAAGGGCAAUUUGCUAAGGUACUGGAGUGGGAGCUAUCUGCCAUACGCAAAGCUUGCAUGAAACUCGAGAACGGCUACAAUCCGCCAGUCACUUUCAUUGUAGUUCAGAAACGUCAUCAUACUCGUCUUUUUCCGGAAGAUCCACGAGAUGAGUGUGGCCGUGGAAAGAACGUCCCACCGGGAACAAUAGUUGAUAACACCAUUGUACAUCCUGUCGAGCAAGACUUUUUCUUAGUUUCACAUCAAGGCAUCCAGGGUACAAGCCGACCAACUCAUUAUCAUGUUCUUUGGGAUGACGCUAAACUGCACGCUAAUGAAAUUCAGAUGCUCACUUACUACAUGUGCUAUCUGUUUACCCGAUGCACCCGGUCAGUGUCGUAUCCGGCGCCGUGCUAUUACUCGCAUCUGGUAGCUUUUCGUGGAAGACAGUAUUAUGACAAUCUAACGGGGAACCGUCAAUCCGUGACCUCCAGUGCUUUGCAAGCUCACAUUGAUUCUACCCGAGAUUUGAGCUUCAUGUUCUUUGUUUGAACACGAGUCGUACUAUUCUAUUUUUUUUUCCUACUUACCUGGGGGUUAAGAGUUGCUUCUCCUUUUUCAAAGAUAAGAAAACUGGUUGGUUUCCUUGUGAUUUCCUUUCGUUUGAUGCCGUCUUGAUGACAUGAAAAGGUGAUUGUCUAGUUUCAGCAUCAACGCGAUCUUUUUCAUUUUUCGCUAUAUUUUCAUGUAUCUGGAAUUAUUUGUUAAAAUAUACCCAUUUAUUACAUAA
Molecule: messenger RNA, 3958 nt
Organism: Daphnia magna
Lineage: Eukaryota; Metazoa; Arthropoda; Branchiopoda; Diplostraca; Daphniidae
Product: protein argonaute-2
Exons: 16
Coding region: 208-3720 (1170 amino acids)
Molecular function (GO): protein binding; RNA binding
Source: RefSeq, a predicted model, not a curated record